AUGGAAGAAAUAUGUGGUGGAGAGUAUCAAAUAAUCAAGAAGAUUGGUCAAGGAAGUUUUGGAAAGAUUUACAUUAUCAAACAAGUCAAAACUGGUCUUUUAUUUGCAGCAAAACUUGAAAAUUCAGAUGCUCCGAUACCUCAACUCUUAUUUGAGUCCCGUUUAUAUCAAAUUAUGUCAGGGUCAACAAAUGUUCCUCGAUUGCAUGCUCACAGUUUCGAUUCUCGCUACAAUACCAUUGUUAUUGACUUACUUGGAAAAUCAUUAGAAGAGCAUCUAAAUAAAGUCAAUCGACGCAUGUCGCUUAAGACAGUUCUCAUGCUUGUCGAUCAAAUGAUAACAGCUGUUGAGUUCUUUCACUCGAAAAAUUACAUUCAUCGUGAUAUUAAACCAGAUAACUUUGUAAUGGGUGUUAACCAAAACUCUAACAAACUAUACAUCAUUGACUACGGUCUAGCCAAGAAAUAUCGAGAUGUAAAUACUCAUGAACAUAUUCCUUACAUCGAAGGGAAAUCUUUAACAGGAACAGCCCGAUACGCUUCCAUUAACGCUCUACUAGGCUGUGAGCAGUCCAGACGUGAUGAUAUGGAAGCAAUUGGCUACGUAAUUGUUUAUCUCUUGAAAGGCCAUUUGCCGUGGAUGGGAAUCGACGGAGCCACUAACCAAGAGAGAUACAGACGAAUAGCAGAAUGUAAGCGCGAUACUCCACUCGAAAAACUUUGCGAAGGACUUCCAUCCGAAAUUAUCACUUACAUACGAAAAGUUCGCAGUUUACGAUUUACAGAACGUCCCCAUUACGCAAGCUACAGACGUUUGUUCAGGGGAUUAUUCCGUGCCAUGCAAUUUACGUUUGAUUAUAUUUAUGAUUGGAGUCCACGCAAAGACAACGAUAUUCCUCCUGUUAGAUACACUCGCCGCAAAGGCCAGAUGCCAGUGAACGAGCGCAGACCUUCAAUCGAAGCAGUUUUCAGCGGGGAAAGGCGAAGAAGAUCCGAAGAAAACAUGAGAACAAUUGAUUUCGAAAAUGAAGAGAUUCCUGAACCGAAAAAGCCAGUAGAAGUGAAACAGAUCGAGUUAAGUUCAUCAUCAUCACAAGAUAAACCGAAAACGAAGCCGAAUUACAUGAGAGAAAUCGAUGCAAUAUUAAACAGAGUCAAGCCAGUCCAAACACCAAAAAUUGUUUCUCAUUUACCUCCUCCGCCAAUUGAAGAGCUGCCGAAGAAGCUCUGGAAAGAAGAGGAGAAGACACAUCAUCAUAGGAAACUCUCUGGACACAGAACUCAUCACCACGAAUCAAAGAGAGUCGUGAAGAAAGAAAAAACUAAAGUUGAAGAGGAAGAAGAGAUAAUUCCAAAGAGAUUCACAAAGAGAAAGGAACUGGAAAUGCCUUCUGAUGAUGAACCACUGACAAGUGUUGAUGAAUUCUUAAUUAGACGCGGUUUAAUGAAACCACGAAAACCUAAGAUAUAA
Messenger RNA from Trichomonas vaginalis G3, 1470 nucleotides. Its product is annotated as protein kinase protein. Gene Ontology annotation, molecular function: ATP binding; protein serine/threonine kinase activity. The coding region runs from base 1 to 1470 and encodes 489 amino acids. Gene Ontology annotation, biological process: peptidyl-serine phosphorylation; signal transduction. The record is from RefSeq and is a predicted model, not a curated record. Lineage: Eukaryota; Parabasalia; Trichomonadida; Trichomonadidae. The transcript has a single exon. Gene Ontology annotation, cellular component: cytoplasm; nucleus.